CAAAGUUAUUCAAAGAUGAACAAAAAUAAGAGGAUUAGCCAUCACUCACCUGAAGGAAGAGAGGUACAUGAAGAGUAUGAACACUCUGCUGAGACUCCAGAGCAAGCUGAGGGUGAGGGUUUAGUCAUUGAUUUUCAGCAUGAGCUCUUGGACCAUUUCCUCGAACGAGCAGAUGCCCUGGGCAGACAUCAUGAUGAGCACACUAGCGAAGCUGUCAAUAAAAUAGAGGCUUACGAGCGUACUCAAGAUGAAUAUAAAUAAAGUCGUUGAGGAUAGUAAUAACAAUCAUGAAGAGAGGAGGAAAGCUACAGAGGAAAUAUUAGCUCACUCUCAAGAUUUCAAUGCCUAUAGCAAAGAUUCAGCGGAUGAGAAAAGAAACCUGCGACAAGAAUUUGAUGAUCAUGAGGACCAGCUCAGGAACCUCAAGGACCAGAUUCUAGAAACUGAGCUUGAAAACAAAAAUUUGCAAAUGAUUGCAGAGACAGAGCAGUCUAUACAGGAUGCUAAGGACAGAGCAGAGGAGGAUGCCAUAAAAACCGUCAAUGAUGAUCUCAGAGAUAUGGUUGAUAGACUCUCUAGAGAUGCAGAGGCAGAUAUCAGUUACCAAGAGGUCUCUCUUAAGAUCCGUAGUGAGAUCGAAAGUAAUUACAACCAAUCUAAAGCUGAAAUAAACGAACUCUUCGGUAAAGCUGGGACUGCCAAAGAGCAAUUAGAAGAAGAUAUCAACGAAGUCAAAGAAAGAGCAGCUGCCAGAGAUGAGGAUAACGAAGACCUCCGUGGAAGAAUCGAAGAUAAUGAAGUUGAAAUUGACAGACUCGCUAAUUCAAUCAAAGCUCUCAACGAUGAGAUCGAUAACAUCAAAGGAGACCAUGAGGAAGAGAUAGCAAGACUGGAUAAGGAAAGAGUCGAGAACGAGAAUAUCAUUGCUGAUCUUCAUAAAACAGCAGAGGAUUUAAAGGUCCAGCAUUCUAAAUACGAGGUCAGCAUUUUGAAGAUCAACAGCCAGUUGCAAUACCUUGAUGAAGCCGAGAAAAGUGUUGGAAAUGAUCUGAUUAGAAAGAAGAUCGACAAGUUCGACAGGAGUAUUAAGGCAACCAAUCGUGGAACAGAACAACUCCAGAAUUACCUUGAUGGAAUGAACAGAGAUUGGAUAGGCAGGAUAGAAUCAGCUAAUAGAGAAUUAUCCAACUUGAUCAGAGAGACUGAGAGCAAGUCUGCAUCCGAGAAGCUCAAUAAACUACUUAAAGAACUACAAGCAAAGCAGAAUGAAAUAGAAGACCUCAAAAGAAGAAGAAACCAACUUGAAAGAGACCUUGCUGGAGCUGAUCCUGAUAGUCUUGAUCGAGAAAUUUUGAACAUGAGAGGAGAACUUGAUGAGGUCAACGACAAACUCAUUCAGGUGCUCAACUUUAAUAAUAAGACUGAGAUCGCCAGACUCAGAUUAGAAAUCGAAACUUCUAAGAGAGAACAUGAGUCUAAAGGGACCUUCUUCGCUGAUCUUCUCAUGAAGAUUGAAGAGAGAAAACAGCUGCUAGAGGAGCUCCAAUAUGAAAUUAGUGAAAAUGAGUCCUUCCUUCAUGAAUUCGAGGAGACUCUUCAAAGAAGAAAAGAUGAAGGAGAAGACCUUGAUAGGCAACUAGCAGAGAGAGACGAGGAGGUCAGAAGACUUGAAUCCAGACUAGCAGAGAUGAACAAACUUAGAGCCCAACAAGAGGUUGAAGCAAGGUACUAUGAAGAACAAUCUAGACUUCAAGAGGAAGCUAGGCUUGAAGAAGAGGCUAGGUUACAAGAAGAAGCUAGGUUACAUAGAGAAUCCCUCCUAUCCCAAAGAAGAGAAAUUCAUACUGUAGAAGAGAAUGUUUAUGUAGCUGAUAAGAAUGAUGAGAUCGAUGUAAUGAUUGCCAAGUGCAUUAAUGUUGCCCAAUGCCAAGUUCCCAUCAAAAGAUUAGGAGGCGGAUAUUACCAAUUCGGUACAAGAAAGAUCUACGCUAAGAUUUUGAAUGGAAAACUAGUCAUCAGAGUUGGAGGUGGAUACAUGGUCAUAGACGAGUUCAUCGAGACUUAUUCAAGCGCUGAGCUCAAGAAGAUGGAGCAGAGAAGAAACCGUGGACUUGAAGAAGUCCCUAAUCUUGGUGACAUGUCUCCUUCUAAUAGGUCUUUCGGAAGUCCAAGAAAAUUAGGAUCUCCUAGCAACAAGACAAUGAAGGCUAAUAAGAAGAAAGAGGAAGGUAAUGGGUUCAGUUUUUCGACUAAGGGUAGUUCAGCAAUGAAUGGUACUAUGAGAACCAAGAAUUUCACCCAAGCACAGAUGGAUAAAAUGAUGGCAUCAGGUGCAGCAAGAGAUUUCAGAAAGUAAAGCACAACAGCAUUUCAGAUACCUCAAUAAUUUAUAUAUUUUGUGG
Moneuplotes crassus is the source of this 2402-nucleotide messenger RNA. Lineage: Eukaryota; Ciliophora; Spirotrichea; Euplotida; Euplotidae. The record is from the annotation of a GenBank genome assembly.